Scophthalmus maximus (turbot) is the source of this 2025-nucleotide messenger RNA. RefSeq names its product riboflavin kinase (gene rfk). Gene Ontology annotation, biological process: FMN biosynthetic process; riboflavin biosynthetic process. Gene Ontology annotation, molecular function: riboflavin kinase activity. Lineage: Eukaryota; Metazoa; Chordata; Actinopteri; Pleuronectiformes; Scophthalmidae. Bases 444 to 953 code for a protein of 169 amino acids. The record is from RefSeq and is a predicted model, not a curated record. Gene Ontology annotation, cellular component: mitochondrion. The transcript has 4 exons.
GAUGUGUGAAACAUACGUAACAUCACCGGUUGUCUUCGACUCCCGACGCGUUCUUUUAGCCGUCGCGCAGCCCGUGGCCGUGGACCCGAGAGGAGCCGAGGCCGCCAUCCAAGUGCUGAACAACCAGUUCUACCGAAUGCAACCGUCGUUGCUGAAGCUAACUGUCGUUAGCUUAGCUGACAUAGCCGGUGGGCCACAGCUGUUUAGCGAGUGAGCUUCAACUUCACCGAACUGACUCAUCCAGGCGGGUUAAGCCCCUGCUCGGGUCAAGGACGGACUUUGAAGCCCGCCCGGUUACGGUUCCGGGCUCGCUAGCUGUUGCAAGCGACGCUAAGACCACCGCAGAGUGCGGGUCGAUCAUUAGCCAGUCCGACUUCCGUGUGUCGUUCGAGGUCACUCUGUGGCGAUCGGAAGGUAGACGACGGUCACCGAGUAGAGCAGCCAUGAAAAGCCUUCCGUACUUCUGCCGAGGAGAGGUCAUCCGAGGCUUCGGGAGGGGGAGCAAAGAGCUGGGGAUUCCCACAGCCAACUUCCCACACUCCGUAGUGGACAAUCUUCCAGCUGAUAUCAGCACAGGAAUCUACUACGGCUGGGCCUGCGUGGCCAAUGGGGAUGUCCACAAAAUGGUGAUGAGCAUUGGCUGGAAUCCUUACUACAAAAACACCAAGAAGUCCAUGGAGACACACGUGAUUCACACGUUCAAAGAGGACUUUUAUGGGGAGAUUCUCAGUGUUGUCAUGGUGGGCUACAUCCGUCCAGAGAGAAGCUAUGACUCUCUUGAAGCCCUCAUUGCAGCCAUCAACAACGACAUUGAGGAGGCCAAGGUCAACCUGGAGCUCCCGGAGCAUCUCAAACUGAGAGAAGACAACUUCUUCACCAGCGCUUCCACCUCAUCUUCAGCCCUCCCCAGCACUACAGAAUCCACGUCACAGACUAUUAUUAAUGGUCACUGACACCUGGCUGUGUCCGCAGCACACACGUACACGCACACGCACACACACGCACACGCACACACACAAAUACACACAAAUACACACACAGGAACAACACAAAGAUUUCUGCAUACACACAGGUUUGUCUCAUUCUGUGUCUCCUUCACCAUUGCUUCUGAAAGACUAUUGGAUUGUUUGAGACAUGAUCAAUGAUGUUCAUCUGUAUAUAUUCACCAUCCAGGGUUGCUGUAUGCAACUCUUGGAUAUUAUGACUUCUGAUGUAUAUUUGGAAUCUUUUAAACAACUAACAAAAACAGUUCUUGAGACGAGGGUUACAAAAAAACUGCUUUGUGAUCAUCUUUAUUUAAACAAUGACACAAAUAUUGACCAUAAACGUGUGAACACUGUCUAGACAAGGUUAUAGAUAUGUUACUUUGAGUCCUUUUCUAUGAAGAUGUAUUAUUCUGUGUCACAUGGUUAGAAAGAAAGUCUGGGCAUUAUUAUCUGUAACAAAAACACCGGUGGCAGAGUUAGAUGACCUGAUGCAACUUUGUGGCUCAAUGCAAGGCAUCUCUGUGAUGAUGGGGAGAUAAAAUAAUGAGAUUAUGUAAUGGUGUUGAAAGUAUGUCUUCCUAUCCUUUCAUUUUCCUCCCGAUAUAAAAUGUCUUUUUACUGUUCACUGCCCUUAAAAUGAAUGAAACAGGUUGAAUUAGGGGGGUUUGAUGCAUUAGGCAGAAGAAACAAAAAUCUGUGUGCUUAUUAAGUAGAAAUAUUAAAUACUUGCACUGUUGUAAUUUAUUCGAUGAAAUGUGUACAAAAAUGUCUAAGCUUAGCACAAUUCCGACAUACAUUUAUAUACAUAUGUCGCGAGGACCAUUGAGGCUAUAGUAGCAAAUAAGUUCUUAUGCAUAUCGGUGAAGGUUCAGUGAAGGCAGCCGCCGCAAGUCGCCUGGUGCUCACUCCCACAGUCCACUUGUCUCUGUGGGUUUGUUACAGAUAGUAAAACAUUAAAAGGUGAGAUUAGAUGAAGAAGAAGAAUGUCCAUGUCUCCUGUUCCCUACUCUAAUCAUUAAAGAGGGCAAAAGUCUUUGAA